Messenger RNA from Trichoplusia ni (cabbage looper), 2837 nucleotides. RefSeq names its product major facilitator superfamily domain-containing protein 6-like. Gene Ontology annotation, cellular component: membrane. The record is from RefSeq and is a predicted model, not a curated record. Gene Ontology annotation, molecular function: transmembrane transporter activity. The transcript is spliced from 10 exons. The coding region runs from base 586 to 2367 and encodes 593 amino acids. Lineage: Eukaryota; Metazoa; Arthropoda; Insecta; Lepidoptera; Noctuidae.
UACAAUAGCUCUUCCUAUUAAGAAAACCUGUUUCGUUACAGAAUAUUGAGAAAGUCUGCAUAAACAUUUCAUUUUCUUUAUAACUUUAUAAACAGAAAGGCUUUUUAAAGAACAGAUGACUACUUAUCAUUUGAAAAAUACCACUCGUUACUCAAAGUUGAACAAAAUAAUAAAGGAAAUUUACAAUCAUGAACUGACAACACUGCUCGGAGGAAAACAAACAAAUGUCAGUUUUAUUAUGACAUCGAGCUAUCUGAUAGUUCUAGUCAGACAUAUAAACAAUCAAGUUUACGUCGCGACUUUACGCGAUAAAUUACCGAUUUAUUAAUACAAUGUAUGUCUACAUUCGUCGCGUCAUCAAUUAUGGCUAAGAUUGUAAAAGUGCUAAGAAUUAAAUCAUAAUUAGUGAAGUUACUAGUCAGAGAAAGUUGUUGCAAGUGCCAAACCUGUACUGUGAGAAAUAAAAAAAUAAGUAGACUAGAAAACGAGUUAUGAUAAUGUAAAAAAAAUCUGCCGCUGAAAAAUUGAAGUCAUACUUUUAUAAUUACAAUUAUAAUUAAUAAUAUUUUUAUAUAAUCAAGAAAGAUGAAAUUUAAAAUAGACAAAGGACUUCUGCCAAUAAAGGCUCACUUUUUCUUCUUCUUUGCUGCACUAGGACCGAUUCUGCCUCAGAUCAAUGUGUACGGACGUCAGUUAGGAGUGUCUCCAGCCGUCAUGGGGCUUGUGACGGCUGUUCUGCCACUUCUUUGGGCAACUGCCAAGCCCCUGUUUGGCUAUGUUGUUGAUUUUUGGCCGGCGCAAAGAAAACUAGUAUUCAUGCUGCUAAUCAUUGUAAUGACAAGCUCGUAUUGUGGCCUAUGGUUUCUCCCGAUGCCAGACCCUCAAGAAAGCAACGACACGAAGAUUCUAGAAUCCGUUUACAAAUUGAACAACACUAUAUACCUAAAACAAUACCAAAACGACACAAACUUAGAAAAGUACAAAUGUCACUGGAACUGCACUAUUGCCGACCAUUUUGAAGUUUACCUGUCAAGCACACCGUUCAUAAACACUAUAUACAUAGACAAUGAAGUGUCAAAUAAAUCCUGUUCAACAUUGUCUAUGGAUUUAAACGAUUUCCAAAAUGGCGACUACACUUGUAUUCCGAAAGAAAAUUGCGAUUUGCUAUGUUACGAGAUCGAUUUAGUUGAAUCGAAUCGGACUAAAAGAAGUAUCGAGAAAUCGACUAUGGAUAAUGUUUUAGUCGAUUUUAAUAAGAAUGAUAGUCGGACUAAAGUUGUUGUGGUGGAGAACAGUGACAGUUUCUAUAUGACUGGUACUUUUUGGGCGUUCGUGAUACUAAUGUGUGUCGGUACGGUCGCGUUUAACGUGGCUAAUUGUAUAGGAGAUGCUGUCUGUUUCGAUGUACUGGGUCCCGACCGUGGGUCUAAGUAUGGGGCCCAGCGUGCAUGGGGUACAGUGGGGUAUGGUGCCACAGCUCUCCUGGGUGGCUGGCUCAUAGACGUGGUCUCCGGGGAAUACAAGGACUUCACACCAGCCUUCAUCCUGGCGUUGAUAGCCACCGCCGUAGAUCUGUAUAGCUGUAGGAAACUUACACUACCUUCGUUAUCAAGUCCGGAGGACUCGGGCAAGGCUUUGAGGGACGUUUUGAAAAUACCAAAAGUGAUCGUUUUCAUAAUAUUCGCCGUGGUAGCCGGCACCUUCGAUAGUUUCAUCAUUUAUUAUAUGUUUUGGUUUCUAGAAGAGCUGGCAGAACAAACUGGUCAUACGGCUAAGAUCAAACUUAUUGAAGGCAUCGUUAUAGCAGCCGAGAGCUUCCUAGGAGAACUGGUGUUUUUCUCCUUCUCAGGUAAAAUAAUAAAACGCCUCGGCUACGGGACCACGUUGACUGUGUCCUUAUUGUUCUACGGACUGCGCAUGGUCUGCAUAUCUCUUAUAACGAACCCAUGGCAUCUUGUUGUGGUAUCGGCCCUGCUACAAGGCCCUACAUACGCGUUAUGCUACUCAACUAUAGUGGGCUACGCGGCGGCGGUGGCGCCCGAGGGGUACUCCGCCACCGUGCAGGGGAUCGUUGCUGGCAUGGACGACGGCGUCGGUUUCGCCAUAGGUUCCCUGGUGGGGGGUCAGCUAUACAGCUGGCUGGGCGGACGAGGAUCCUUCAGGGUGAUGGCAGUAGCGGCCAUCUUGGGGUCAGGACUCCACGCGGUGCUGUUCGCAAUGGUUUCCAGGAGUGAUGAGCGGAAAGCUGAAAAAUCAGCGCCAGAAUCAAUCCCCGAAGAAGGAGUGAAAAUGCUUCAAGAGCACAGUAACGCCAUCUAUCAGGACACGGUCGUACCACUCAACAGUGAAACUAAGGACGACAGGUAAUUGAUAACAGAUGGCGUUGUAUUAAGCUUUAAUUAAACAACGGCUGAAUCGCGUAAAUUAUUUACAUCUUUGUAAUUUAUAUAUUCCCUGACUUUUGGUGUAAGUCGUUUUAAUUUUUAUAUACAGAUUUUAUAUAAUGUUAAAGUUUUGGUUCAGUAGAAUUUUAAAGAUAGAUUAUCUCAUUUUACUGCUUAUCAUGGAAGCAUUAUGAAAUGUCGUCAAAUUAAUAAUAGGUCAGUUGUGUGACUAAUCUUUAAUUUAAAUAGCUUUAAGACUUGCAAUAAUUGUGCCAUUAUUAUUGAAUUUAUACUUUUUGUACAAUCCUUGUAGAAAAGUUUCAUUACUCCUCGCGCUAACGCUGACGAAGUCAAAGUCACGUCACUUGUCUUUCCAGUAUAUUGGCCUCUCUGGCCUGUUGUUCUAGUGGUUAGUGACCCUAACUGCUAUACCGGAAGUCGUGGGUUCGAUUC